AUAUGAAGUGAUGUUAAUUCGUAAAAGUGUAUUUUCUCGUUUUUCAGCUUGUAAACUAAGAAAUGACAUUUGAAACUGAAAAUAUAUCAAAGAAUGAAGAUGGAAUAUCCAACGGUUACCGGAAAGACGCACAGAAAGGACAAGCGAAGAUUUUCUCAGCCAAGGAAUUCGUUGAUGACCUUCUAGAAAAUGGAAAAAAGAUCGCUUGUGACAAUUCAAUCGAAGAAUUCAACAGUGAUGGAAUCCCAAAAUUUUACGAUGCAGAUAAGUUCAAACGGGGGCAAGAUUUCUUCCAGAAACACAUAUUUGCCCUGUUUUUCUGCAAAUUCAUGGGCCUUAUUGUUACACUCUCCUCGCCAAGAAUUUUGGCGGUAUUGAUAAUGACGAAAAUGUCAGGUUCAAUGAUGACCGCCUACAGAAGAUAUGUUGCUACAGUAUUCCACGUCAACCUAUGGUAUGAAUGUGAAUUGACGCCUGAUUCCAAAUCGAUGAAAUCGUUGAAGAAAGUGAAACAAUUCCACAAUUCCGCUAGUUUGAAAUCUCGAGGCUUGGAGAGGCCUCCAAUAACGCAGGAAGAUAUGGCGUUGACGCAGUUUGGCUUCAUCGGAUUCUGCAUUGCUAGGGCAGAGUUUAUGGGCAUUCACGGUGCUACUCGAGAAGAACUAGAAGGCUUCCUACAUUUCUGGAAGGUGAUUGGUGCCAUUUUGGGCAUUCAGGAGAGGUUCAACCUCUGCAGGGAUUCCCUAGAAGAAACAGAAGAAAUCUGCGAAGAACUCCUAAGCCGAGCUUUCCGUCCAUUUGUGGCCAAAAAAGACAAGGACUUUCUGGAGAUGACGAAAUACCUCACCGAUGGCAUGUGGCACAUAGAUCCCCAACUGAACUUCAGGGUGUUCCUCACCUUCUUGUUCGACGUUAUGAAACCCAAGGAGAGUCUGAAAGACGGUCAGAUCGCCAAAAGCGACCAGUACUUCAAACUCACCUUUAUCGAGAUGUUAUACUACAGAUUCGUUUGCUGCAUAACCUACUUGCUGCGAUUUGAUAUCGUUCGCUUAUAUUACAACCUUCAACACAAUAUCUCCAUAUGGAUUGUUCAUCGGUUUCCCUUUUUGGCAGUUUACGCGUUCGGUUAUAGAAAUGCCAUGGUUUCAAUUGAAGAUGACCAUGUGAAGGCUAACUGAGCUGAGAAAAAGUACCUUAUGACCUAACUGAAUACCUUGCUCAACAUUUGAUAAGGAUCACUGACCUUUCAUCAAUUCAUUUCAGCAAUAUACUCUUCACGAUGUUGGUGAAGUAAAAAAAAUGAUAAAAACAACUUAAAAGUCACUAAUAAAGAUAUAUUCAUACGUGAUCCUUAUCGAUUGUUGAGCAGUGUAAGUGGGUAGCCCAAAAGAAAAAUUUGGGAUUUUCUUGAGCGAAUAUAUAGCCUUGCAUAUAGGGGGAACUGUGUAAGACACUACAAUAUCAUCAAACAUACGUGAAAGUAUCAGAUUAUUAAGCUUAUUACGUUGAAAAGUGUUUAUAUUUCUAAAAUCUGACAAUUCAAGCAGGACGAAAUGGAUAUGAGAGUGAUUAAUAUCUUCUUCUCUAAGCUCUGGAUCAUUUUUGCACUUAUUGAAAGUUGUGUAUCAUGAAAUUCCCUAAAAGUUUUCUGCUUAGUAAUUUUUCAUACCUUCAACUGUUUUGGAGAUAGAAAAGGCAUAUCAACUCUUUUUUCUCCCCAAUUAGAAUUGUGGGCUCCCCAAGUAGAGAAGUCAAACUGUGAUAUUAUAAGUCACUUGUUUAUUGCGAGAAAUAAAAGGUCUUUUUGUGUCGGGGUGACUUCAGGGUUCGGUAUUCAUGAGAGCUGGAUUCGAGGUUUCAUAGCUGGGAUAUGACAUAACAACCUUCGAAAUUACGAUGAGAAAAUCACAAUAGCGAAAAGUCAUCUUAUUUCAGGUUCAUUAUGGAUUUUCAUCAAGUAUCCUGCAUGGAUCCGCCCCUGUCAUUACCUCGGUCCAAAUUGGAAAAAGUGUUGAAAAAUUUGGUCUUGAAUAAACUUAUCAUGAAAGGGAUGUAGAUAUUUGCAAUAGUGUAUUAGUUUCUACGCUUUUUGUAGAAUACUCCUGCUACCUCUCCGGUAACGCUUAUGCGAUAGUACCAAUAACUUCGUAGGCAACCUAUAUCGUUUAAUAUAAAUGUAAAUAUUCACUUGGUUAAGGUUAAAAAUAAUAAUAGGAAUGGAUAUCCAAAAGAGUGAAAUUUUCAAUUCUUUUUCUCUUAUUAGAUGAAAUGUAACAAUAAGCUAUUCAGCAGAAAUUAGUACUUAAUUUUUCAAGUGUGUAGGUAAUAUUUUAUUGAUCAUCAAUAAAGAAUCUAACAUU
Coccinella septempunctata (seven-spotted ladybird) is the source of this 2360-nucleotide messenger RNA. RefSeq lists its product as uncharacterized. The record is from RefSeq and is a predicted model, not a curated record. The transcript is spliced from 5 exons. Bases 63 to 1178 code for a protein of 371 amino acids. NCBI's taxonomy places the organism in Eukaryota, Metazoa, Arthropoda, Insecta, Coleoptera, Coccinellidae. Gene Ontology annotation, molecular function: oxidoreductase activity.